Messenger RNA from Cucurbitaria berberidis CBS 394.84, 1149 nucleotides. RefSeq names its product glycosyltransferase family 32 protein. The transcript has a single exon. The coding region runs from base 1 to 1149 and encodes 382 amino acids. The record is from RefSeq and is a predicted model, not a curated record. NCBI's taxonomy places the organism in Eukaryota, Fungi, Ascomycota, Dothideomycetes, Pleosporales, Cucurbitariaceae.
AUGCCGCUGAACGCGCUACCAAACAUAUCCUUCUCUGCUCGAUAUCGAACAGCGAUCAAGGUCGGCAUCGCAGUCGGCGGCCUUCUGUUCCUCGCCGCCAUCAUCGCACCACUUCACCCCGUCACUACCGCACGUGACUAUGGUCUCCUCCACCCUCUCGCCGACAACGACCCAAUCCCAAGCAUUGUGCACUUUGUCUACAUCAAAGGCGGCCCAGACGCCUUUAUCAGCUUCAAUUUCUCUGCCUUUUUGGCCGUCUUCGCCUCGAUAUUGUACAUCAACCCCACAAAAGUCUACAUCCACACCGAUUACAACACAAGCGACAUUGAGCGUGCCGCUCAGAAAGGCAGCCGAUGGACUCGCAAACUCAUAAACAGCUGGCCAGAGCUUGUAGUUUUCAACUCUGUCCAAGUUCCUAAUUAUGCCGGCCCCAACGAAAAUCACCGCAUCGAUGCUGUGCAGCACAAGUCCGACUUCAUCCGGUGGGAUACGAUUACCGAGUUUGGAGGAAUCUACAUGGAUUUCGAUGUCAUCACUUUGCGACCGUUGACACCAUUGCUAAACUCUGGUUUCGCUUUCGUCGCUGGCAGACAGUACGGUGGUAAAGACGAGGGAGGCAACAUAAACGGGACUAUCAAUAACGGUGCAUUCCUAACGAAGCCCAAGAGCGCAAUGGCAACUAUCAUCAAACGGGAUCAACAUGCAGGGUUCGACGGCGCUUGGGAGGCAAAUCUCAAGGCCAUGACCAAGACAGCGGAGUAUCUUGUCAGCGUACCAAAUCAAGUUCUCAUCCUUGAUCGCCAUGCCUUCGCGCCUACACAUUGGUUUGCGGACAGUACCGAUCCUCUCUUUAACCCAAAUGAAGGGCUUCCAUCUCCAGAGCCUCUACAAAGCAACUCGACUGAUCCUAUCGAGAUGUACGAUUUGAUCGUUAAGAAUCGACGGGCGAGGAGAGAUUGGGAAAUGGAUUUCUCAGCGUCCUACAUGCUCCAUGCUUUCGCUACUGGUAACUACCAGCGCCAUAUCAACCCUAGAACGAUCUUGACCAGAACGAGUAAUUACGGUGUCGCCACUUAUCCCAUCGUGAGGGCAAUGAUGGCGCAGGGGCUGAUAGAAGGUACGGAGGGUGAACACUAUGGUGAUUCAUAG